This is a messenger RNA of Chrysemys picta bellii (western painted turtle), 2709 nucleotides long. RefSeq names its product chromosome 23 C1orf232 homolog (gene C23H1orf232). The record is from RefSeq and is a predicted model, not a curated record. NCBI's taxonomy places the organism in Eukaryota, Metazoa, Chordata, Testudines, Emydidae.
GCAGAGCCCUCGGAGCGCCGGGGAUAACUGUGCAAUGGCACCGCACCCCUGCCCUACUCACGCGGGGCACAGGAGCUGAGCCAAAGGCUUCCAGGCACGACACAGACAGAACCGCCUAAGCCACAAGGAGCCUGCUUGUCUGGGCCUCUCCUGCUACCGGCUGUAGGAGCGCGGCUGCCACUGGGCCUCCGGGCCAACCUCCCGGCUGCCACCAUGACUCAGGGAUUCUGGAAAGUCUACAAGUCCAAAGUGCUGCAGACUCUGGGCAGCGAGGGGCAGGAGGAGGAGUUCAAGGAUGAGGGACAGAGCCAGCCAGUUUUUCCUGGUGCUACCCCUGCAGCUGUUCACGCUGCCCUCCUCAACAUGCGCUGCUGCCCCAUGGCUGAUGCUGUGAGUCUGUUUCAGGGGGAUAACCCUGAGCUGGUGGAAACCACAGAUGCCCCAGUUCUGAUGGAGGAGGGAUCGAACCCCAUCUCCCAGCUGGCACGAAGGGUCCAGGGGGCUGGCGCCAGAGGCUGGAGGAGCAUGUCGUCUCUGUUCAAUAGGGAGGAUGAGCACAAGCUGCUGACCCCCGAGCCCUGCGCUGACCAUCCCCCGCAGCGUGCGGUGUCUGGUUUUCCUCUCCUGCGUGUGUCCGGAUCUUUAUGCUCAGACGCUCCCCGCCCCCUAAUCUCCCCAUCUCUUGCUUCCAGCCCCCUGGCACCGAAGCCAGCGGAGUCGCCCUCUGCAGAGAAGACGACGUCAGGGUUCUGGGAUGUCUUUGCCACCAAGUGGCAGCAGGCCUCUGCGCUGGACAAGAAGACGGCCCCGCCUGAGUUCAGCGAGCCAGCGGCCGAGUUCAGCGGGGCGCCAGGGGAGCCCCCGGGAGAGGAGCCCACCUAUUCUAACAACGGCAGCGACCUCCGGGAGCCAGAAGAGGGCGCCUUCAAGUGGGGCUUCCUGGUCAGCAAACUGGCUGAGAUAAGGAAUAAAAAUGCCCCCAAGAGUAACUAGAGCGGAAGGACCUUUCCCAUCAGCCUCAGCACAGGGCCUCUCGCUCACUCGGGAGGCGAACACCCAGCAUUUCAACCCUUUCCGUCCCUGCAAAGAAUCCAGCAGCACCGUCAGCCUAGAACACCCACAGCGUGGCUGCAGUAUCCCGCCCCGCACCCCCAGGAUCUGUCCCUGUGAGCUAAGGGGCUGGAUGGUUCAGUGGCUGAUACCCUCUCCCUCUGGGGAUCCCAGCCUGCCCUGGGGUGGAGAGACUAGAGCGUCUCACCGGCUUUCCCGCUCUCCGAGUUCUGUGGUUCACAUGGGGACAUUGGUCGCCCUGGGCUUUGCUCACAGUGACACUAGCUGGGCCUGAGAACGUGGCUGGGCCCGGGGAAUCCAGGGUUAGCCUGUCCUGGAGCCUUGCUCCCCUCGCCUUGGGCCAACAGCGGCACUUGGGUUGGGAGUCCAGAGCUCGGGGUAGCUCGUACCACGUGGGCAUCUUGGGGACACGGUGGAGGUCCAGCCAGCACCCAUCAUGCCCAGAGGAAUCAAGUAGGUAAAGCAUUGAAACUCAGCUGAAAACACCCCCCUGGAUCACCCUGGUGCAGCGCCGGCCUCUACAUGAUAUCAAUGAGGUCCCCACUGCUGGGAAGCCCUUGUCAGAGCGAGGUCUCUACUAAGCUCCUCCCUUGUGUUCUGUACCGUUUGCACUGUCAAGGAGAGAUCCUGGGACCACGCCAGUGUGUGACGCAUCUCACAGGGCUAAGCACUCCCUACCCGUACUGUACAACGUGCUCGCAGCCUAGUGGUUAGAGCAGGACCUGGGCUGCCUGAUCUGCUAUUGACUUGAAUUGAGUGACUGUGGGCAAGUCCCGUCAUCUCUUUGCACAACAUUUGAAACGUGAGCAAGAGACUUUCUAUCUGCUACCUCCCAGGCCUGGUGUGAGGUGACUGGGCUGAGCCUGCCCCAUGGACUGAGCAAUUCAUGGACCUAGAGCGCUUUGUGAUCCUUGCAUGGCUGGAGUGGAGGAAGCCCAGAGCCCGAGGAGCUGCAGUUCUGUGUACUGUGAUUUCCCAAACCUGGCAAGCCAAGGCUUUCAGAAGUGACCAGAGCCUGUGGGUGCCGAGCCUGGUAGCCCUUAAAGGGGCCCAGUUUGUUGAAAGAGCAGAGCACCCACCUCGGAAAAGCCAAACCCUCUUUAAAGGUGGCUCCAGCUGGAUACCUGAAAAUGAAGAACCAAAGAUCACUAGGCGCUUUAAAAAGCUUGGCCAUGGUGGCUUCCAUCCUAACUCGUGUAACCAGGGCAGCCGGGCUUUCAGACACUUUCUUUGGCCAAAGCCUGGAUAAGAAGGAGCAGGUUCUUGGUGCCUCUGGGUUAGUGUUUGGCUAAGGAGUGCCAAGAACUCCCCCUCCAGCAGGAAGAGUUCUGGAAUUAGAUGUUCAUGGUGGCUUGUGAAUUACUGUUCCACAGCUCCUUGCAAGGCCUGGAUCACCCAGCUGCAGGGAACCGACCCAGCCAAGCUUCCCCGCAUGAAACUCUAUUUCUGCGACUCAGACCCACCAUCACACAUGGACGGGGGCUGCAGUUGGACUGGCCUGGGCAUUUGCAGAGCGCACGUGAGAGAGGCGUUUUCCCGCCGCUGUGCCUGUUUAACACUGACGGUGUCAUUUGCAGUGAGUUUCAGCUGAUCUUUAUCAUAUGUAGACGUGUAUAAAGUAAAGAUCCCUUCCCUCCA